Neltuma alba is the source of this 1128-nucleotide messenger RNA. Its product is annotated as transcription repressor OFP8-like. Bases 106 to 1020 code for a protein of 304 amino acids. The transcript has a single exon. Lineage: Eukaryota; Viridiplantae; Streptophyta; Magnoliopsida; Fabales; Fabaceae. The record is from RefSeq and is a predicted model, not a curated record. Gene Ontology annotation, biological process: negative regulation of DNA-templated transcription.
UCUCUCCCACUUCCUUUCUCCUUACCCAUCACAGCUCUCCGCCUCCACAUUCUCUUCUAUCCCCCCCCCCCUCUUUCUUCCUUCCGCUACCUUCUGUUUCCUCUAAUGGAAACUCGCCUCAAGAUGCGAAUCUCUCGCAUGUUCCUCUCCCCUUUCGGCUCUUGCCGCGCCCGCAACAUCUCCGAUGUGACUGAAAAAGCCGUCUUCCCCCAACACAGCCGCCGUGGCUUUCAUCCCAUCGAGCCAUCGUCUCCUAAAGCCCGUCCCUUUCCCUCCAUUUGUGGACCCAAAGCCUUGGAAACCUCUGAAACUAUUGAUUCGCUUCCUAGAAAGAAAGUUUCGGAGUGGCCGUCUUCGCCGCUUUUCUGCGGCAAUCACGAAGGAAGGCCGUGCCCCCCGGUUUCGCCAAUCACGCCUCUGAAUCCAAUAUACGAGGACGAGUUUGGUUAUUGUGAGAAGUUGAGACAUUCAGGGAGGAACAAAAAGAGCAAGAAGAAAAAAACGAAGAAGAAGAAGAAGAAAGAAAGCCGUAAGAAAAGAAAGCCUUCGGAUAUGUUCCCGUUUAACUCUUGCGCUCAGGACGGAACCAUAGGAGGCUAUUGGUGGUACAGCAACGACGAUGACGAUGACAGCGAAGGAGAGGAUGAGACAGAAACACUUUUCUCUUCUAGAAGCCACUCUUCCGAUUCCUCCCGCUCUCGCCGCCGUCGUCAUCGGUCGAGCCGGAAAAAGAAGGACGGUGAUCGAGUGGGUUCUGGGAGCCUAAGUUCUGAAAUGGGCGUGAUGCCAUUGAAGGGAAGAGUUAAGGACACCUUCGCCGUAGUGAAGCGAUCCAGUGACCCUUACAAUGAUUUCAGGACGUCAAUGGUGGAAAUGAUAGUUGAGAAACAGAUAUUUGCGCCUAAGGAUUUGGAGAAUCUCCUGCAAUGUUUUCUGUCGCUCAAUGCGUAUAAUCAUCAUAAGAUUAUUGUUGAGGUUUUCACCGAGAUUUGGGAAGCUCUGUUCUCUGACUGGCUUUAAAACUCAAGAAUUAUGUGUUAUUUGUGUUUGUUUCGAUGGAAAAUAGUCUUGUUCUAACUUAACUUAGUUCGCCGCUUGUAUUAUAUUCCAGGUCCUAUUCAAUCUAAG